This is a messenger RNA of Neofelis nebulosa (Clouded leopard), 2628 nucleotides long. It is a transcript of the gene CHEK2, whose product is annotated as checkpoint kinase 2. Gene Ontology annotation, molecular function: ATP binding; protein binding; protein serine/threonine kinase activity. The coding region runs from base 856 to 2493 and encodes 545 amino acids. Gene Ontology annotation, biological process: mitotic DNA damage checkpoint signaling; protein phosphorylation. The transcript has 16 exons. NCBI's taxonomy places the organism in Eukaryota, Metazoa, Chordata, Mammalia, Carnivora, Felidae. Gene Ontology annotation, cellular component: nucleus; cytoplasm. The record is from RefSeq and is a predicted model, not a curated record.
UACUGCUGCUGAUUGGCUGGGCAGCUAAGGGGGCGGGAUAACCCGGGGGAACCUGGAUUCUGGGAAUCCCGCUCCUCAUAUUAAACUACAACUCCCAGAAAGCAUUGAGGCUACGCGUAGACGACCACAUCGGCUGCUCUUCAUUGGUCUGACGGCGGCGGAGGGCUGUUUUGAUUGGCUGAGGGUGGAGUUCGUAUGUGCUUGUUUAGCGCCACAGUGCUGGCUGCGGCUGCUGUGAGUUGUGUGGCUGCAGGUGGGCUCACGCGGUGAGUCGUAGCGGGGAACUUUCUCUCGGGUGUUUGGGGGGUUCGAUUCCCGUUCUUGGGGUCUUGAUGCGAGCUGAAUCUCCCGAAUUUUCACUUUGGUUUUUGAGCUUGGUUUGGGGGAGGAGAGGAACGCGUGGGCGACUGUCUUCCUUCGUAGAUGAACUUCGAGGUGAAGUUCACUUCCCCUGUUACUUACAAGCUGAAACUGGCCCAGACGUGCAUGGUAAGAAAGAACAAAGUUGUGUUCUUCAAAAUCAGAGGGAAGUUGCUUUGUAAAGAGUUAUAUAAAUGUUAGUAAUUAUUACCAUAUUUUAGAUUCAAUUUCGUAAAAAAACCUGUUGAGAACUCACUCUUAGCUGCUAGGCGCUGCAGGAACUGGAAACACACUGACCUGUGUAAGAGGAUGCCCUGCGAGUGUCCAUAAGUAAGGUGGAGAAGUCUCGCUCAAAAAGCUGAAAGAGGUUGCAACCUUGACCGAGGUGGUAUUAGAGCUGGCGUACUCAGCUCUGGCAUCACCUUACUGGUGUGGCUUAAGAAGAAGUCAUCAGGAUCUUUGUAUUUGGAAAGCUAUAUAAAUGUCAGUGUCGUAAUGUCUCGGGAGACGGAUGUGGAGGGUCAGCCGCCCCAUGGCAGUGGUGCCUGUUCACAGUCCCAAGGCAGCUUCUCGCAGUCUCAAGGCAUCUCCUCCCAGACACAUGGCUCCUCCUCACACUCGCAGGGCACGUCCAGCUCUUCCACCAACACAGCACCCACAUCCAGCCAGUCCUCUCAUUCCAGCUCGGGGACUCUGAGCUCCUUAGACACCGUGUCCACCCAGGAACUCUGUUCGAUUCCCGAGGACCAAGAACCGGAGGAGCCUGUCCCUGCCCCUUGGGCUCGAUUGUGGGCUCUUCAGGAUGGAUUCACCAAUCUUGAGUGUGUUAAUGACAGCUACUGGUUUGGGAGAGAUAGGAGCUGCGAAUACUGCUUUGAUGAGCCACUGCUGAAAAGAACGGAUAAAUACCGGACUUACAGCAAGAAACACUUUCGGAUUUUCAGAGAAAUGGGUCCCAAAAACUCUUACAUCGCAUACAUAGAAGAUCACAGUGGGAAUGGAACCUUUGUAAAUAGAGAGCUUGUAGGGAAAGGAAGACGCCUUCCUUUGAGUAACAAUUCUGAAAUUGCACUUUCAGUGUGGAGUAAUAAAGUUUUUGUAUUUUUUGACCUGACUGUAGAUGAUCAGUCAGUUUAUCCUAAGGAAUUAAGAGACGAAUACAUCAUGUCAAAAACUCUCGGAAGUGGUGCCUGUGGUGAGGUGAAGCUAGCUUUUGAGAGGAAAACAUGUAAGAAAGUAGCCAUAAAAAUCAUCAGCAAAAGGAAGUUUGCUGUUGGCUCUGAGAGAGAGGCAGAUCCGGCUCUCAAUGUUGAAACAGAAAUAGAAAUUUUGAAAAAACUAAAUCAUCCUUGUAUCAUCAAGAUUAAAGACUUUUUUGAGGCUGAAGAUUAUUAUAUUGUUUUGGAAUUGAUGGAAGGAGGAGAGCUGUUUGACAGGGUGGUGGGGAAUAAACGCCUGAAAGAAGCUACGUGCAAGCUCUAUUUUUACCAGAUGCUCCUGGCUGUACAGUACCUUCAUGAAAACGGCAUUAUACAUCGGGACUUAAAGCCAGAGAAUGUUUUACUCUCAUCCCAAAAAGAGGACUGUCUUAUAAAGAUUACUGAUUUUGGGCAGUCUAAGAUUUUGGGGGAGACCUCUCUCAUGAGAACCUUAUGUGGUACCCCUACCUACCUGGCUCCUGAGGUUCUUAAUUCCUUUGGGACUGCUGGAUAUAACCGAGCUGUGGAUUGCUGGAGUUUAGGAGUUAUUCUUUUUAUUUGCCUUAGUGGGUAUCCACCUUUCUCUGAGCAUAAGACUCAAGUGUCCUUGAAGGAUCAGAUCACCAGUGGAAAAUUCAACUUCAUUCCCGAAGUCUGGGCAGAGGUCUCAGAGAAGGCUCUGGACCUUGUCAAGAAGUUGCUAAUAGUGGAUCCAAAGGUGCGUUUUACGACAGAGGAGGCUUUAAGACACCCAUGGCUUCAGGAUGAGGACAUGAAGAGAAAAUUUCAGAAUUUGCUUUUUGAAGAAAAUAAGUCGACGACUGUACCCCAAGUCCCAGCCCAGCCUUCCACGAGUCGAAAGCGACUUCUUGAAGGGGAAGCAGAGGACGCUGACACCACAAAGCGUCUGGCUGUGUGUGCUGCUGUGUCGUGAACACUGGCUGAAUGAAAGCAACCUGCCUUCUUGGACCCUGCUGCCACUUUUUUUGAAGUCUGUGUUUUAUAGUUUGUAUCGUAAUUAUGGGGACGGUUCCUUUUCCACGAUCAUCAAUACACAAUUCUAAACCUA